ACCGACUUUAUUCACAGCCGUGCGACGGACAGUGUAACAACAACAACAAUAACGACGACAAUCGCAUACAUGUUCGUAUACACGUACGCAUGUGUGCUACCAUAAUCCUGCCGCUCUCGUUUCGUCUGUGAAUAUCCCGCGAGAAACUGCCCCCGUGCGCAUUGAUUCUCCCCUAGAAGGGUUGUUGUUUCACCGCUAACGGGUACGCGAGUUAGCGAGAUACCAGCACGUUGACCUGCAUCACUUAGUGUGGCCGCAAGAUGUAUUAUCUGCAGCUGGCCGUGCUCUGCGUGACGGUGGCCAAUGUUAUUGGUGAUCUCCCACCGGGCACGCGGCGCAACACAUAUCUGCCGCCAGAGCCGACGAAGGGCGGUUACACGUACAGCAAACCCCCGGUGCAAUUUCCGAAGCCCACGCCGAGCUUCCCCGGGUCGAGACCGACGCCGACCUUUCCCGGGCCGAGACCGACGCCGACCUUUCCCGGGCCGAGACCGACGCCUAGUGUUCCCAGACCGACGCCGACCUACGGCGUGCCCAGGCCGACGCCGACGUACGGCGUACCCAGGCCGACGCCGACCUACGGCGUACCUAGACCGACUCCCACACCUGGUUAUCCGACCUAUACUGGCCAAGGGACCGGUAUUAACGGGAAUACUAUCGAACCUGCUCACGAUCAUCAUCAUCACGAACCCGGCAUGCCCUUCGACUUUAAUUACGCCGUGAAGGAAGAUGCUUUCGGCAAUGAUUAUUCCCACAACGCUAUUAGCGACGGCGAUAUCGUUCGUGGCGAAUAUAGAGUGCAACUUCCGGACGGCAGAACGCAAGUCGUGCGAUACACCGCUGAUUGGCAACACGGCUUCAGCGCACAGGUGUCUUACGAUGGAAAUCCCCGUUAUGACAUACCUCGACCGGGCGGAGAUUUUCGAGGCUACUAGCUUUAGCGUCGAGUCUAGGGUUGUUCAAUUUCCGUCAAAUAAAAAAAAAAAAAUAAUAAUAAUAAAAAAAGAAACUACAGCACAACGAAUCGUUAUACUGCAUAUAACGACAUUCUAAAAAAGAAUCAUUAAACGUAACAAAAAAAAGAAUGUAUGGUGAAAGAAAAAUGCUUACAUAACUUCUGUCAAAGUUUACCUUCACUCAAUAAUAAUCUUUCGCAAUCUUCACAAUAAUAAUAAAAACAUUUAUCUGCAUUUUUGAAUCUUAGUCACGCUCGUGCGCGCAAAAAGCUUUCAAAAAUAUUUUUAUAAUUUAAAAACUAUUAAUGUUGUUAUAUUCUUGUGUGUGUGUAGAUUUAUUCCUUAUAUAACUUUGCAAGAAAUAGCAAUAUUCUUUCCACCAAUUUUGGGGCAAACUGUACAUCAGCACAAGCCAACCUUCCUUUUCAUUUCUUUACAGACUUUUAAAUAGAUAAUUAAAAAAUGUAAUUUUCUGCACUAUUUAAUUUGUGCUAUACAAUCAUUAUUACAUUUUUAUUUUGAUUAUAGAUACUUGCAGAUUAGUUCACGAAUCAUGAAAGAUUGGAUCAUGCGGAUCUAUAUUAAACUUUCUAUACGCGGGCGCGCGAUUGUAUAAUAAAAUUAUGUUUGUUUAGCACUGUUUUGUGAUAAAAAUUUACAGGAUGAAAGAAAAUAGAGAAUAUAAAGCAAAUAGAAAAUAAAUAUAUAAUAUUCUUCGUUUAUGCUUUUCUGUCUUAUUUUGCACGCUAAAACUCGUUUUGUUUUCAGUAUUUGAAAUCUUGAAAUGAAUGAAGAUUCUCUAAGCAAUGUUAGUAUAGACAAUUACUACAAAUUAAUAUUAUAUAUAUAAAAUUAAUUCGCGAUUGAAUUAUGUAAUGAGGCGAUUAUAUACUCAAGAAGAAAAAUUUGAUAUUAUAAUAAAAUUU
Molecule: messenger RNA, 1882 nt
Organism: Formica exsecta
Lineage: Eukaryota; Metazoa; Arthropoda; Insecta; Hymenoptera; Formicidae
Product: pro-resilin-like
Exons: 4
Coding region: 261-935 (224 amino acids)
Cellular component (GO): extracellular matrix
Source: RefSeq, a predicted model, not a curated record